GGAAAUUUCUUAGAUUGAUCGAUUAAAGAGACAAUCAGAGUAUUACUAUCAUUCUCAAGCUAGAGAUUAUUAAUUUUAGGAUCAGAACAGAAUAGUUCUUCGACAAAUUACGUCAAAUCAAUCACUUCAACUUAUUAGCGGUCGGUAGUUUGAUCAAGGUGAGUCUUUGGGCUGAGAAGAUAUUCUUCACCUAACCAUCAUGGCACCAAAAAAAUCUAAAAAAGUCGCCUUGGGCGAUUUCCUGGCAGAUCAGGCCACUGGCAUGUCGUGGGCCGAUGAAAUGGAUGAGCUUCCCACAGCCCCGGCUCCCCGUGAUCCUAACGAGCCCACCGCCAGUGGACUUGGAGGCUCACAUCUUAGUCGAUUCGAUGGUAACAACCGAUAUGGCGACCGGGAUAACAAUCGCCGAGGGGGAGAUCGGGAUAUGGACAGACCUCCGCGUGCAGAGUUACCAAUACCUGACAAACCUCCCUUCAACGCGUUUGUGGGUAAUCUGAGUUGGGAAGUCAGUAAUGCUGACCUUGAACAAUUUUUCGGAGUAACCCAUAUAACGUCCAUCCGAAUGCUCACGGAUAGCGCCACUGGUAAACCUAAAGGAUAUGGAUAUAUCGAGUUCAGCAAGCGGGAGGCUCUGGUAGAAGCUUUGGACAAAUCAGGACGAGAGGUCGGAGGCCGAGUGAUCAGAGUCAGUGUAGCUGAACCACCGAAAGAGCGGGAGGAUCGAACUGGCGGUGCUUGGAGACGUGACGGGCCUCUUCCUUCUCUCGAUGAUAAUCGUCGUAGUCGCAACACUUCGAAUAAUUAUGAUCGUUCAUCAAUGGAAGAAGCCGAUCGUGGCGAACGUAUGGGAUUUGGCUCGAAGUUCGUUCCUUCCUCAACGAGUAGCCACGGCCUUGGACCUCGAUCACAAUCUGGCCGAGGCUUUAGCCGGGCGGGCGGUGACGCAGGCGCGGGGAACCAGAACGAAGGUGAUAACGUAGAUAGAGGUGAAAGGAUGGGUUUUGGUAGCAGGUUUGUCCCAUCGGUCGAUGAACCGAGAAAGGACCGUGAACCCCCCAAACGAGGCGGUAGCUUUGUUCCUAGCCGAGGAACUCCAGUUGGCUCCGACGAUGGGCACAGUGUUUCAGGUGGUAAUGGAAGGCGACCACCUUUUGCUGACCGCAAAGCGAGUGAGAUCGGUCUAUCACCUGCUGACACAGUGGGUACUUGGCGCAGCGCGAAAUCGCCGAACGCAUCCGAACGCGAAAGUGCUCCUUCUUCUUCCACCCUUCCUCCCACCCGUCGUAAGCUUGAGCUAUCCGCAAGAACGGUCAGUCCAUCGGAUGGAGCUUCAACACCCCCUCAAUCACAUACUACCAGUGCCAAACCAUCUCCCUUCGGUUCAGCCAAGCCUGUUGACUCUACUGAGCGCGACAAAGCCAUUCAAGAAAAGUUGGAGAAGGAACGUGAGGAACUAGCAGCUCUGGUUGCGAAGAAAGCUGUCGGCCUUACACAUAAGGCUAGUCAAGAGACUGUCAGUCGCGCCAACGAAGAAACAGCAUCUGUCGCAUCAAACGAGAUCGCCCCGAGUGCUCCCAAGGCCCCGAAGACCAACCCUUUUGGAGCUGCAAAACCUGUCGAUACCCUGCAAAAAGAGUUGGAGAUUGAAGAAAAACUCCAAAAAGAAAAGAAGGCACUGGAAGAAAAGAUCAAGAAGGAGGCCGAGGAGGCGAGGGAACCCAAAACCGCCCCCGAGCCCGAACCGACUUCCAAUCCUGUUACGUCUACUGAGAGCAAACAAAGUAACGGUCCAGUGCCCACUUCAUCAUCAACACCAGCUGCGACAAAUACCCACCCGCCGACAUCUAACAAACCUGUUAACUCUAGCUCCUCCAAGUGGAGAUCCACCGCCCGCGACACGCCCAAGAUGGCUAAUGGAAAAUCUACUAUUCCGGCGUCUCGUGCUGCCUCUGGUGCUACCCCGGCCUCUGGUACUGCAACCGUCAACAAUGCAACAAGUGAUAGCGUAGCGUCACCCAAAUCUCCGAAUCUUUCUUCAUUCAGGAAAGAGGGUAUUUCCUUUGCAGCACUCGCCAAGGCCGCUGCGUCACCUCCCGUCAAAGCGAAUCCUGUUGAAGAACAACCUCGCUCUAAACCACACUCAUCACAAGCUCCACGUACAAUCUUGAAGAGACCUGAAGGAGUUGCCAUUCCCAAUCAAUGAUCAGUCAACUCCCCAUCACACCUUCUCGAUUGCCGACAACAAAAGCUACUCCUGAAACGAGUCAGCCCAUAUAUUCUAUUCCUUUAUUCUUUUUCUUUCGAUGACUUGUAAACAUCACAGAUCCGAAAAUGAUUAUUUCUCCUACUCAUAUACAUGUAUUGAAUGAAUGUAUACACCAAAGACUAAUAGUUUAUGUGUGCGCUCCACUCAAUCCAUCACAUAUAUUCCCUUCUUCGUGUGCCUCUAUCCUCAUCCACUCUCCUAUUUCUUUUGCAAGUUGAUUUUUGGUCUUUCUGGGUGUCAAUAUUUUUUUUGUUUGGGGAGUUGAUAAUGAUGGUUUGAGGAAGAGGUUUUUAAAUUUUGUCUUCUUCGGAUGAGCUCUGAUGAUUACAAACGUGAUUGUUUUUUUCUACCAAUGAUGUGGUUUUCCUCUGGGGGAUUGAGGAAGUCAAUUUUUUUAUUUUAUUUAUUAGUGUUUGGUUUCUUGUUUGAUGAAGAUGACUCUUUUUCUGUGGUUUUGUGAUGUCUGGUGACUUUCUGUAGUCCAAAAAUGAGAUGGUUUAAUAACUUUUUCUGGUUUAUGAAUGCU
Molecule: messenger RNA, 2792 nt
Organism: Melampsora larici-populina 98AG31
Lineage: Eukaryota; Fungi; Basidiomycota; Pucciniomycetes; Pucciniales; Melampsoraceae
Exons: 7
Coding region: 200-2203 (667 amino acids)
Molecular function (GO): RNA binding
Source: RefSeq, a predicted model, not a curated record